GCCCACUUUCAAUGGACGAACAGCGUAUCCAAACAGCUCAUACUUGCUGUCUGUACUUCUCCACUUCUUCUCGCUCCUCUUACAACUGCCAGCAAGUUUGGAAAUAAUGUCCGACCCAGGCGAGGGCGAAGACGAAGUCCAAUUUCUACGAACUGGUGAUGAAGUGGUCCUGCAGAGCGUCUUCACCUCUCAGGAGGAGCAUGUGAAAGUCUGCCUGGCUGCCGAGGGCUUUGGCAGCAGGCUGUGUCGGCUGGAGGCCACCUCCAACUGUAAGAAUGUUCCACCAGACUUGUCUGUAUGUGGCUUCAUCCUGGUGCAGUGCCUGUCUGUCCGAGCUCUGCAGGAGAUGCUGGCACACAGCGAAAGCCUGGCUGCAGAGGCAGCCGGGGGCAACCAUCGCACCCUUCUGUACGGCCAGGCUUUACUUUUCCAGCAUUCGUAUAGCGGCAUGUAUCUCAGCUGCUUGUCUGCGUCGCAGUCCUCCGCCGACAAGCUAGCUUUCGAUGUGGGCCUGCAGGAGGAUAAAGCGGGCGAGGCCUGUUGGUGGACUGUGCAUCCCGCUUCCCGACAGAGGUCAGAGGGAGAGAAGGUGCGCGCUGGUGACGACCUCAUCCUGGUCAAUGUGUCCUCAGAGAGAUAUCUGCACUUGUCCUUUGGCACGUCCUGUGACAACAGAGGCUUGGGUGACAGUCUGAUUGCGGAUGCAGCCUUCCGGCACUCACUGUGGAGCGUUGCCCCCGUCUGCUCCGCAAGUGGACUUGCGCAAGGCUACCUGAAGGGCGGCGACACACUCAGGCUUCUCCACAGCCACACCGACGCAUGUCUGACUAUUCCGACAAGAGAACAAAAUGAAGAGCUGCAAAGGGUAAUGCAGUAUGAGAUUGGAUCCGUGUGCAGACAGGCCCGCUCUCUCUGGAGGCUGGAGAUCUUGCGUGUGGCGUGGAGUGGCAGACAUACAAGCUGGGGGGAGCCCUUCCGACUGUGUCAUGUGACAACUGGACGCUAUCUGGGCCUGACGGACGAACGAGGCCUCCACUUGGUGGAUCGGGACAAGGCAGACAUUAUUGCGACCUCCUUUUGCUUCCGUUCUGCUAAGGAAAAGCUGGACUGUGGACCAAAGACUCGUGCGGAUGGCAUGGGAUCCCCGGAGAUCAAAUACGGAGACUCGGUCUGUUACCUUCAGCAUGUCGACUCUGGCCUGUGGCUCACCUACCAAGCGACUGAUAGCAAGUCUGCAUGCAUGGGAGGAGCUCAGCGAAAGGCUAUCUUGCACAGUGAAGGUCACAUGGAUGACGGCUUGACGUUGUCUCGGUCUCAGAGGGAAGAAUCUCACACUGCCAGCCUCAUACGGAGCGCAACGCUCCUCUUCACGACUUUCGUCAGAAAACUUGAUUCUUGUAUUGGGCAAGGAAACCUCCAUUCCAUGGUUUUACCAGUGGCCGAUGUGACACGCAGCCUCCAAGACCUAAUACGCUUCUUCCAGCCGCCACCGGAGGAGCAGAGCCACGAAGCUCCACAAAACAGCCGAACCGCCUUAACGAAUCGGCAGAACAUGUUUCAAGAAGAGGGAGUGAUUGAGUUGGUAGUGGAGUGCAUUGACCAUCUACACCAGUAUAGUCACGCUUCACUUCUUCCUGAGGCUCCACCAAACGAUGCUGGAGAAAACUGGGAGGUCAUCCUGGGGCAUUUAUACGAGCUUCUGGCCUCGCUUAUUAGGAGAAACCGCGCAAACUGUGCGCAUUUCUCUGGUUCGCUCGAUUGGCUCAUUAGCAGACUGGACCGACUGGAGGCCUCUUCUGGAGUUUUGGAGGUUCUGCACUGCGUUUUGGUGGAAAGCCCUCAAGCACUCAAUGCUAUCAAAGAGGGACACAUCCAAUCUAUCAUCGCUUUUCUGGACAAGCACGGGCGCAACCACAAGGUGCUGGAGGUGCUUUGUUCUUUGUGCGUGUGCCACGGCGUUGCGGUGCGCGCCAAUCAGAACCUCAUCUGUGAAAAUCUGCUGCCCGAAAGAGACUUGCUGCUGCAAACUCGUCUAGUUAAUCAGGUCACAAGUGUGAGGCCCAACGUCUUCCUAUCUCUGGGGGAAGAUUCGGCGCAGCCCCGUCGGUGGUACUACGAGCUGGUCGUGGAUCACAUCGAUCCCUUCCUCACGGCGGAACCCACGCACCUGCGAGUCGGCUGGGCUCUCACCGACGGCUAUCAGCCCAGGCCCACCGGAGGGGACGGCUGGGGGGGCAAUGGCGUGGGAGAUGACCUCUGCUCCUUUGGCUUUGACGGGCUUCACUUAUGGUCAGGUUGCGUGGGCCGCAGAGUGCGCUCUCCCUUCUCUCACCUGUUGACCGGCGAAGACGUGGUCAGCUGCUGCCUGGACCUAAGCGCUCCCUGCAUCUCAUUUCGGGUCAACGGUCUUCCUGUGCAGGGCAUGCUAGAGAACUUCUGCGUCGAUGGACUUCUUCAUCCCGUUGUCAGCUUCUCACCUGGCGUCAAGGUUCGGUUUUUGUUUGGAGGGGAACAAGGAGAGUUUAGAUUCCUUCCCCCGCACGGUUUUGUGCCCUGUUCUGAGGCUCUCCUCCCGAAUGUUAAGCUGGAGGUAGAACCGUGCCAUAAGUACCUCGUGGAUCAUGAAGAUGGGAAACGGGAGCUUAUUGGCCCGUUUGAGCCCAGCGGUCCACUUACUUUCACUCCCUCAGCAGUAGACAUCAGCAAGGUGGAAUUACCUCUGCAAUUUGAGGAUAUCCGAGAUAAAAUCGCUGAGAACAUCCAUGAACUCUGGGUAAUGGAAAGGGUUGGUCUUGGAUGGUCUCAAGGAAAUGAGCAAGACGAAGAGAAGCUACUGGAUCCCCGUUUGGUGGAGUUCUCCAAGCUGCCCGAUCGGGAGAGGAACCAGAACGUCCAAACGGCACAGGACAUAUUAAGGACUCUUCUUGCUUUCGGUUUCCGCAUUGACUUAAAAGAUGAACUUACAGAGGAGGGCAUCCACUUCAUGAGACUCUCCGACAGGUAUGAGCAGCCAGGUGGUUACAGACCGGCUCCGAUAGAUAUGAGCCAUGUUUUUCUCAGCGCCGCCCAUGAGGAAGCGGUCAACUUGUUGGCGGAGAAUGAGCACAACGUUUGGGCCAGAGAGCGUAUCAAGCAGGGAUGGACUUACGGCGCUCAACAGGAUGGGAAAUCAAAGCGGAGUCCAGAACUUGUGCCCUACAGCCUGCUUGAUGAGAGGAGUAGAAAGAUGGGACAAAAGCGAGUCAAGGAGGCAGUUUGCACCCUGCUGGCUUACGGUUACAGCUUGGAAACCUUCCACCAAGAAAAUAUCGUGUUAUCAAACGGCUGCUUCUUCUCCAGUGAAAAGUGCAGAGUGUUCCGAGCAGAUAAAUCUUUCGCUGUGACUCGGGGGAAGUGGUACUUUGAAUGCGAACUCGUCACUGCCGGGAAAAUGAGAGUUGGCUGGGCCAGGCCUGGUUGCACCCCUGAGAAAGAGCUGGGCUCAGACGGCCAGGCGUUUGUGUUUGAUGGAUUUGAGGCUCGGUGGUACCAUCAGGGUGGGGAACCUCUGGGACGUUCCUGGCAGCAGGGGGAUGUGGUGGGUUGCUUGCUGGACAUGACUGAAAGCACCAUGAUGCUCACGCUCAAUGGAGAGUUGCUGUUUAAUGAUCAGGGAUCGGAGCUGGCUGCGAAGAACUUUGACAUCGGAGAUGGCCUGCUCCCCGUGGUCAGUGUGGGCGUGAACCAGGUGGUGAGGCUGAACCUCGGCCGCCGCGAGGGCUCCCUGCAGUACUUGAGUGCGUGCGGUCUACAGGAGGGUUAUGAGCCUUUUGCUCUUAAUAUGGCUCGAGAUCCUUCCCUUUGGAUGAGUUGGAAACAGGCUCAGUUUAAAUCCGUACUGUGCGACGAUCCCAUCUCUCAGGUCAGUAGAGUCAUUGGAUCAAAUGAUUCCUUAUCAAGCCUGAGGGUCGCACGACGGUUGUCGGUACGCCACGGGGGAAGCAGCGAAAUGGGCUUUUACCGUCUCAGCAUGUCCAUCCAGUGCGCCGCUGCCCUCAGCAGCCCAGUGGGGGGCGCGCUGCCCGUAGCGUCCAGCUCUUUUUCUCCAGGAAGGAAAGAGCAGGAGGAGAUGGACUCUGACUUUGAAGUCCUGAUGAAGUCAGCCCGCGGCUUCACUAGCUCAAAAGAUGAGCUUGAGUACAAGGAUCACGGUCAAGACAAAACGUCACGACUGAAGCAACGGUUUAUGCUGAAGCGAACCAAACCAGACCUGGUCAGCAGCAACUCCUCCGCUCGGCUCCUCGAGGACGUCCUAGCUGACAAAGAUAAUGCUGAUCACCUCACUCAGACCACCCGAUAUUACUACUCGGUGAGAAUUCUUCCAAACCAGGACCCUUUCAAUGUGUGGGUGGGCUGGGUCACCCCUGAUUUCCAUCAAAAUGAGAUGCCCUUUGAGAGUGACGAUAACCUCACAGUGACGGUCACCCUCGGAGACGAUAGCGGCAAAGUCCAAGAGAGCGUGAAGAGGAGUAACUGUUACAUGGUCUGCGCCGGAGAGGCGACAGGUUUGUCUCGGAGCCGAAGGAGUGCCGGCUUGGAAAUUGGUUGCUUGAUUGACACAGCCGCUGGGCUGCUAACGUUUACCUCCAGUGGUGUGGAGAUGUCCACCUUCUAUCAAGUGGAGGCCAACACAAAGCUGUAUCCCGCUGUUUUCGUCAAGCCCACCACCAGCAACAUGUUUCAAUUUGAACUGGGACGCAUUAAGAACGCAAUGCCGCUGUCAGCUGGCUUGAUUCGCAGCCUGAGAUCGACUUCGGCACCUCAAUGCCCGCCCAGGUUUCAAGUACAGCAUCUGUGCCCGGUCUCGUGGACACGAGUGCCUGACAGAUCUCUGAAGGUGAUGGUGGACCGUCCUGAUGAGCGUCACGGCUGGAGAGUCCAUUGCCUUGAGCCGCGUCAAGUCAUGGCCCUCCAAAUCCCUGACGAAAGCAGGUGCAUCGAUAUUUUAGAGCUGUCCGAGCUGGAUGACAUCUUGACCUUUGAGUACCACACCCUCCUCCUUUACUGUGCUUUAUGUGCCCUGGGCAACGCAAGAGUGUGCCACGCCAUCUGCAGCCACGUUGAUCAGUCCCAGUUCCUUCACGCCAUUCAGAAUCACCACUUGCCUGGCCCACUCCGCUCUGCCUUUUAUCAGCUUCUCAUUCAGGUUCACCUCAGCAGCAAUGCCGCAGCACGUCUCAUGAUGAACCAUGAAUACAUCGUCCCUUUGUCAGACCAAACCAGAGACAUCACCCUUUAUCCAAUAAAUGGCGACAAUGGGAGAAAAUGUCCACUUCCUCUAUGCAUCCCGAGUAUGAGCCGGAGCACUUCCCUGAAACCACAAAUGCGGUUCUCCGGGCCUUGUUUCGUCAACACUGAUGUGAUGGGACGGGAAGUAACUAGCGGUGACAGUCCUGAAAUCCCUCUGGAUAUCCUGAAGAGCCUGACCGUGGAGAUGCUUACUGCAGCCGUGUGGGCUGUGCAUCGGGGUGUCAGGGACCCUGUAGGUGGCAGUAUGGAGCUUCUGCUGGUUCCCCUUCUUAAGUUGUUCCACACUCUUUUGGUGGUGGGGGUACUGACUGAUGAGGAUCUGGCUAAAAUUCUCAAACUAAUAGAACCUGGAGUCUUCUCUACAGAGGUGGAAAUGGAGGAGGAGGAGAAAGAAAAUGGACGAGAGAUGGGAGAUCACUUAAAUGAACCCAAACAAGGACUGCUGCAAAUGAAACUUCCGGAACCGGUCAAACUUGAGCUGUGCAACGUGCUGACCUACCUGUGCGACAUGCAGGCGCGCCACAGGGUCGAAGCGGUGGUCGCCUUCUCGGAAAAAUUUGUUGGUCAACUGCAGGAGAACCAGCACUUCCGCUACAAGCAAGUCAUGCAGGCGCUCAACAUGUCCGCCGCCCUCACAGCCCGCAAGACCAAAGAGUUCCGCUCACCUCCGCAAGAGCAGAUCAAUGUGCUUCUGAGCUUCAGAGAUGGCGACCGGCAGGAGAACAGUCCGUGUCCAGCGGAAACCCAACAGCUCCUGAAAGACUUUCACCAGCUGCUCGCUGCCCACUGCGGCAUUGAAUUGGACGCUGCCUCGGAAGAGGGCGAUCCCGGUGAGAUGUUGGUAAAGGAUCAACUUUUGAGCCUAGGAGCGAGAGUUCUCGGACUAAAGUGGACAACCACACAACGGGAGGAUAAUGGACCACUGAGUCCCAAGUCCCUCAAGUUGUUGAUCUCAGAAACAAUGCUCCGCUGGACACAAGAGACCGAGAUGGAGGAUCCCAGCCUGGUCAGUGCCAUAUUCUCGUUGCUGCACCGCCAGUAUCAGGGCCUCGGUGGCCAAAUGGCCUCCCCUCUUUCCAAAACCUACACAAUUAGCCAAGCUUCCGUGGAGGACACCAUGACACUGCUGUCCUCUCUGGGCCAAAUCCGCUCCUUACUUAGCGUUCGUAUGGGGAAUGAAGAGGAAAAACUGAUGAUCAGAAGACUAGGGGACAUCAUGAACAAUAAGGUUUUCUACCAGCACCCCAACUUAAUGAGGACAUUGGGCAUGCAUGAGACAGUCAUGGAGGUGAUGGUAAAUGUUCUUGGGGAGAGAGAAUCCAAGGAGAUUUCCUUUCCGAAGAUGGUGGCCAGCUGCUGUCGAUUCCUUUGUUAUUUUUGCCGCAUAAGCCGACUCAAUCAGAGAGCCCUUUUUGACCACCUCUGCUACCUACUAGAAAACAGCAGCUUUGGACUCGCUUCACCUUCAAUGCGCGGGGCCACUCCUCUGGAUGUGGCAGCAGCCUCAGUCAUGGACAAUAACGAGCUGGCCCUCGCUUUGAGGGAGCCUCAACUGGAGAAGGUGGUGCACUACCUAGCCGGCUGUAGUCUGAAAAGCUGCUCACUGCUCGUGGCCCAAGGCUACCCCGAUAUUGGAUGGAACCCCGUGGAGGGCGAGCGCUACCUGGAUUUUCUACGUUUUGCUGUAUUCUGCAAUGGUGAAAGUGUCGAGGAGAACGCUUACUUGGUGUUGAGGUUGCUGAUUCGUCGGCCUGAGUGUUUUGGUCCUGCCCUGCGAGGUGACGGUGGACAUGGUCUCCUAGCGGCCAUGAAAGAGGCCAUAAACAUAUCAGAGGACUCCUCUAUCGAUGGACCUUGCAUGGCCUACCAAUCCAACGCAACCAUAAAUACUGUCCAGGUUGGCGAGAAUGACCUUAUCCAUAUGGGGCAUGCCAUCAUGACCUUUUACUCGGCCCUUAUCGACCUGCUAGGGCGCUGCGCUCCGGAGAUGCAAUUGAUUCAAAGAGGCAAAGGAGAAGCCGUCCGCAUGCGGGCCAUUCUGAGGUCACUGGUACCCAUUCAAGAUCUCCAGGGAGUCAUUAGCAUCUCGUUUCAAGCCCCAUCGCUGUCAAAAGAUGGUUCCGUGGUUGAGCCCAACUUAUCAACAGUGUUUUGCCCAGACCACAAGGCCGCGAUGGUUCUGUUUGUGGACCGAGUCUAUGGCGUAGACGAGCAGAGUUUUCUCCUGACCCUCCUUCAAAAUGGAUUUCUGUCCGACCUUCAGAUGGCCAUCUCUCUCGACACGGAUGACUUUGGAUCCACCGACAUGGCCUUGGCCCUCAACAGAUAUUUGUGCUCGGCUGUGCUUCCGCUGCUCACCAAGCGUUCCGCCCUCCUCCGCGGUUUGGAGGACCACGCCGCCCUUCUGGAUUCUCUCAUCCAGGCCAUCUACAGCCUCUCCAGGGCUUCAAGCUUAACAAAAGCCCAGAGGGACACAACUGAGGAUUGUUUGUUGGCUGUGUGCAGUAAACUCCAGCCGGCAGUGAUGCAGCCUCUUCUGCAGCGUCUUGUCUUUGAUGUUCCCACUCUCACAGAGCAGAGCAAGAUCCCAAUUAAGCUUUUGACCAGUCAUUUCGAGCAGAGAUGGAAGUACUACUCUUUAACUGGUAGGCAGGGAAACCACAGCCUGGCCUCUGAAGAGGAGCUGCACUUAUCUCUGAAGCUAUUCUGGGGCGUGUUUAAGGCUUUGGCGAAGAAGCAAUAUGAACCUGACUUAUUCAAACUCUGUGUCCAAUGCCUCGGCGCCAUGGCUGAGGCCUUGCCCCCUGACCAUUUGGGCCCACACCCUCUGUACCAAAUGGAGAAAAACACAGACGGGAACUUUGAACCUCAACCUGUAGAAACCUCGAACGUGUCCGUGCCGGAGAGACUGGAGUUUGUGGUGAACAAGUACGCCGAGCACACCCAUGAGAAGUGGUCGCUGGAUAAGUUUGCCAAUGGCUGGGUUCAUGGGGAGCAGCUAUGUGAGAACAGCAAAGUUCAUCCCCUCCUCAAGCCCUACAGGGCUUUGGCUGAAAAGGACAAAGAAGCAUAUCGCUGGGCCAUUAAGGAGACGAUAAAAAGUAUGCUGGCCUUCGGAUGGACCAUAGAGCGCUCCAGGGAAGGAGACGCGUUCGGCUUGCACGCUUGCAUGAGAAGAAUCUCGCAGUCCGGUCAGUUGUCUUUUGAAGGGGCGUCGACCUUUAGCCCUAAACCCUUUGACACCGGCAGCAUUACCUUAUCAUGGGAUCAGUGUGCUAUGGCUGAAAAGUUGGCCGAGAACUACCACAAUUCCUGGGCUAAGAGGAAGAAACUUGAACAAGAGAGUAAAGGGGCACGUGGGCAUGCUGUGUUCGUGCCUUUUGACAACCUGACUGCGAAGGAAAAGAGCAAAUUCCGGCAUAGGGCCCAGGAUGUGCUCAAGUUCCUUCACCUCAACGGCUACACGGUGUGGAGGGAUCGCAAGAAUGCGGAUCUGGAGUUUCCAGCCACAGCCCAGUGUUUCGGCCACACUUUACUCCAGCGUUUGCUGUCUUACACAGAGGAAGCUCAGGAGCACAUGUCGGAACUUGAGGUGACGCAAGCCAGAGGACAGACCUCUAAAGGCGAGAGAGCGUCACGCCAGCACCCUGUUCAUUUCUUCCUCAAGGUUGUAAUUCCACUUUUGGAAGAAUACGUGAGAGGCCACCGGCUGUAUUUCUUGUCUGUGUCGCGCUCCUCGGACUUGAACAGAAGCCAUGCCUCCAAAAGGGAAAAAGAAAUGAUUGCAAGCCUCUUUUGUAAGCUUGCAGGCCUAGUCAGAUGCAGGCUCUUUCUUUUUGGAAAUGAAACUUCAGCGGUCACAAGCUGCCUCUGUGUUUUGACCCGGGCGCUGGAUGCCAGGAUGUUGGCAAAGUCGGCGCCAGAGAGCAUCCAGGACUCUCUGCAUUCGUUCUUUGAAGCGGCCGCGUCAGACCUAGAGACGACCGUGGAAAACCUCUCGGCGACCUCCGUCUCGUUGCCUCAGUGUCGCAGUCAACAGGCGAAAGGCCUUGGCAAGGUGUUCAGCUACACAACCUCCGUGCUCUUCCCAAUGCUGACGUCCCUCUUCCAGCAUCUUGGCAGCCAGAACUAUGGUGUUGACCUUCUAGUGGGAAGAGUGCAGGCGUCCUGUUACAGGAUCGUUAACAGCCUCUACUCGCUUGGCACCAGCAGCGGCGUCUACAUGGAGGGGCAGAGGUCAGCGGCAGGUGCUUGUCUGGCAGCGCUGACUGCUGCUUUUCCUGUUUGCUUCCUGGAGCCAUCCAUCAAUCGAAACAACCCUCACUCCAUCUACAACACAACGAGUACAACUGAAAGAGAAGACCUGGGCUUGCCAGUCGAUGCGGAAGAAAUAUGCCCCUUUCUGCCAUCUCUGGAGCAAGCGAUGGGGGAAGCGCAGCAGUUGACGGACGCCGGCGCCGCCGCUGGACAGGCCCAAUAUGUCCACGUCACGGACGUCACGUUGCCAAUGCUGUGCGCUUAUGUGUCCCGCUGGUGGCGAGACAGCCCGGUCCUCACGUCGGUAACUCCGCAGCACGCUAGCGAUCUGCUUGGGCACAUUCUCCGCAUCAUCCACAACCACGUGGGUGCGAGCCAGGGUGACUGGAUGAAGCAGCUGGCAGUCCAUUCGCAGCCGCUCAUCUCCAAAGCCCGCGUUGAGCUGCUGAAGAGCCACUUCCUUCCCCUGAUGGACAAGUUGAGGAAGAGGGCAGAAAGUGUGUUGCUGGAGGAGGAGCGAAUGAAAAUAGGAGGCUGCGCUACAUCGGAAGCAGAAUUGCAGAUGCAGGAGAAGUUCAGUGUUCUCGUGCGAGACCUCUACGCAUUCUAUCCUCUCCUCAUCCCCUUUGUGGACUCCAAUCGGGCCCGUUGGCAACAAGAGCCAAACCCUGAUGCUGAGCAGCUUUUCAGCAUGGUGGCAGAGGUCUUUAUUUUCUGGGCCAAAUCUCACAAUUUCAAGUGGGAGGAACAGAACUACGUGGUCCAAAACGAAAUCAACAAUUUGGCAUUCCUGGUCAACGACAACACAUCAAAGCUUGACUGCGAGAAAAGGCGGACGAAGAGGAAGGGCGACCGUUAUUCCGUACACACUUCCCUCAUUGUGGCUUCCGUGAAGCGACUUCUCCCGGUGGGACAGAGGGUUUGUUUUUCCAGCAACGAGACUCUCAUCAUGUCUGCAAAGAGCGCCUUCGCUCAGAAGAACACUGAAGAUGAGAUUCGUGACCGUGUGUUUAAACACCUUUUACGUUCUCAUGCUCAGAAGUCAUCAACAUGCUUGCACCGAGACGGCUUUAAUUCAUUCUCCGCCACUGACGUGGAGACAACUGUGGACAAGAUUGUGGCACUCGCUCGAGUCCUCCAUUACCUUGAUCAGGUGGAACAUCCGCACAAGCAUAAAAGAGCAACAUGGCACCAAGUCUUGUCCAAGCAGAGGAAGCAAGCGGUGGUGGCCUGUCUGAGAAUGGCUCCCCUGUACAAUCUUCCCAGGCACAGAGCCGUCAACCUGUUCCUCCAAGGCUACAAUAAAUCCUGGAUAUUAGCUGAGGAGCACACUUUUGAGGAGAAGCUCGUGGAGGAUUUAGCUAAACUCCACAUGACGGAGUUGACAGGAGGAAGACGAGAGGAGAAAAGAGAUGGCGGCAAACUUAUGGAUCCCCUCCUACAGCUCAUCACGCUCUUCAGUUGCAGUGCCUUGACAGAAAGGAGUGAUCUUGAAAUCGACUGGCUCUAUGUUUCCUACGUGGAGAUAAUGGCCAAGAGCUGCCAUCGGGAAGAUGACGACGAGGAGCGACAGGAGCUGCAAAGUUUUGAAGAGAAAGAGAUGGACAAGCAAAAGCUGCUGUACCAGCAGGCCAGGUUGCAUCUUCGUGGAGUUUCCGAGAUGGUCUUGCAAAGUAUUAGUGCCAGCAAAGGGACCAUGGGCUCCAUGAUUGCUCCAACACUCAAGCUGGGUAUUGCCAUUCUCAGCGGAGGAAACGCCGCCGUUCAGCAGAAAAUGCUGGAUUAUCUGAGAGCGAAACGAGACGUCGGCUUCUUCCAGAGCAUGGCCGGACUCAUGCGGUCAUGCAGUGUGCUGGAUCUGAACGCAUUUGAGCGACAGAACAAAGCUGAAGGAUUAGGCAUGGCCACGGAUGAGCGCUCAGAGAAGGUGAUGCCUGAUGAAGAGCUAACCUGCGACCUGUUCCGUUUUCUGCAGCUGCUUUGUGAAGGACACAACUCUGAUUUCCAGAAUUACUUGAGAACACAGACGGGCAACAAUACGACCGUCAACAUGAUCAUUUCCACUGUGGAUUACCUACUAAGAAUACAGGAGUCCAUCAGUGACUUCUACUGGUACUACUCUGGAAAGAAUGCGAUUGAUGCGCAAGGCCGCUGCAAUUUUUCCAAGGCGAUCAAAGUGGCCAAGCAGGUCUUCAAUACGCUCACCGAAUACAUACAGGGGCCGUGUAACGGAAACCAGCAAAGCCUCGCUCACAGUCGUCUAUGGGAUGCCGUGGUUGGAUUCCUCCAUGUCUUUGCUCAUAUGCAGAUGAAGCUCUCUCGGGAUUCACGGCAAAUAGAGCUCCUAAAAGAGCUCAUGGACUUACAAAAGGACAUGGUUGUCUUCUUGCUGUCCAUGUUAGAAGGUAACAUUGUAAACGGAACCAUCGGAAAGCAGAUGGUGGAUAUGUUGGUGGAAUCGGCGAGCAACGUGGAGAUGAUCCUCAAGUUUUUCGACACGUUCCUCAAACUGAAAGACCUCACCGCUUCGGACGUUUUUCACCAGUUCGACCCCGAUCGCAAGGGCUGCGUCUCCAGGAAGGACUUCCAGAAGGCCAUGGAGCUCUCCAAGCAGUUUUCACAAGUUGAAACUCUUUUCCUCCUCUCCUGCGUUGAAUCGGACAAUCGGGAAAUCUUGGAUUACGAGGCUUUCGUGGAUCGCUUCCAUGAGCCGGCCAAAGACAUCGGCUUCAGCAUCGCCGUGCUGCUCACCAAUUUGUCCGAGCACAUGCCCAACGACUUACGGCUGAGUGCCUUCUUGGAACUCGCCCAGUGCGUCCUGACUUACUUCCAACCCUAUUUAGGCCGCAUCGAGAUCCUCGGCGGCGGCAAGCGCAUGGAACGCGUCUACUUUGAGAUCAGCCAAUCUAGCCGCACGCAGUGGGAGAAGCCGCAGGUGAAGGAGUCGAAGCGGCAGUUCAUUUUCGACGUGGUGAACGAAGGCGGCGAGAAGGAGAAAAUGGAGAUGUUUGUCAACUUCUGCGAAGACACAAUCUUCGAGAUGCAGCUGGCGGCUCAGAUCUCGGGCUCUGAAAGCGGAGAGCGACAUGGCGGAGAAGAAGAAGAAGAGGGGAAUGAAGAUAGAGGCCUGCAUAAGAACGGAAUGUUUUUCAUGUGUUCACCGACAUCUCUCAUAUCUGUCAAAAAGCUUCGCGCUCUCACAAAAAUGACCCUGAAGGAUGUCCUCUUGUCAUCUGUUGCGCUCCUCAGAGUCCUUCUCGUUACUUUGCUCCGGUUCGUUUCUUUUGGAGUGAGUGGCACUAGCCAGGUGCUUUACGUCACUUUUGUCAAUGGCGGACUCAUCGAGGGGGCAAAAAAGAUGACCGUGUCGGACCUGCUCGGCGGUAUUCUCGACCCGACGCUUGAUGAGGUCACGGAGGUAACAAGUGGCGCGGACCGGCUAAGGCGGCGCUCGGCCGCUUUCUCCCCUCGGCGGGAGAGCAGGCAGAUAGAAGCCGUGACCUCCGCCAUGGGGACCGACGUACUUUCUGACAUAUUUGGGCUCAAAGUGAAAAGAGACGGGGGACAAUACAGCCUGGUGGCACAAGAUGUGACCAGCCAUCUCACAGAUGUGUUCAUCCGCACUGACGCUACGUUUUCUGAUGGACAUCAGGGGCUGGUAUUUGCUUCUAUGAAUUGUGUCACAUGCAAAGGUGACCACCUCAAGGCUGAUGUGGCUGAAGAGGAGAAAGCUGAGAAAGAGAUGCCUGAAUCCGAAAAAUGGGAGACGUGUGAGGCGACAAUGGCGAAGGGGGAGGAACGGAAAGCCAAGAGACUCACUAAUAAAUCAGAGGAAGCAGGAAGUCGGCAUUCCGCUUUGGGAGAAAUGAUAAGGGCUCAUCACAAGAGCUUGCUGAAUUACUUUGCCAGGACAUUUUAUAACCUGCGCUUGCUGUCGCUUUUUGUCACCUUUGCAAUCAACUUCAUCCUCCUCUUCUAUAAGGUGGUAUCUUUGCCAACGUCACCCGAAAAAGAAGCGGGCAUAUCACUUGAUUCAGCGGAUGAGGGAGAUGAGGGCGGUGUUUAUUAUGUUUUGGAAGAGAGCAGUGGUUACAUGGAGCCAUCACUUCACCUCCUGGCCAUGGCGCACACGCUCAUCUCCUUCUGUUGCAUCAUAGGUUACUACUGCCUCAAGGUACCGCUGGUGAUCUUCAAACGAGAGAAGGAAGUGGCCCGACGACUUGAAUUUGAUGGCCUGUACGUGGCACGCCAGCCCCCGGAGGAGGACAUUAAAGGCCAGUGGGAUCGGCUGGUCAUUAACACGGCAUCGUUUCCGGGUAACUACUGGGAUAAGUUUGUGAAACGAAAGGUGAUGGACAAGUAUGGGGGCUUUUACGGCCGCGAUAAGAUCAGUGAACUUCUCGGUCUGGACCAGGCGUCUUUAGACUUCAGCUCCGAGGGAACCGAGAGGAACAGGCUCCGAAAAGAUGCUGCCUGGGUCACUCUAUUGAACUCCAUUGACGUCAAGUACCAGGUCUGGAAACUCGGAGUUGUUCUCACUGACAAUUCCUUCCUCUAUUUGGCCUGCUACAUGGCCAUGUCAGUUUUGGGCCACUAUAACAACUUUUUCUUCGCGGCGCAUCUUUUGGACAUCGCCAUGGGCAUUAAGACUCUUCGCACCAUCCUCUCUUCUGUCACACACAAUGGAAAACAGUUGGUCCUGACUCUGGGUCUCCUGGCUGUGGUGGUCUAUCUGUACACGGUGGUGGCCUUCAACUUCUUCCGCAAAUUUUAUGACAAGAGCGACGACCAGGGCGCCCGAGACAUGAAGUGCAACGACAUGCUUACUUGCUACAUGUUCCACAUGUACGUGGGAGUGCGAGCGGGAGGGGGCAUCGGGGACGAGAUCGAGGACCCCGCCGGUGAUGACUCUGAGGUGGAACGUAUUGUCUUUGACAUCACAUUUUUCUUCUUCGUCGUCGUCAUCCUGCUGGCUAUCAUUCAAGGCUUGAUAAUUGAUGCCUUUGGGGAGCUGCGGGACCAGCAGGAGCAGGUGAAAGAGGAUAUGGAGACAAAGUGUUUUAUUUGUGGAAUAGGGAACGAGUACUUUGAUAAAGUUCCUCACGGUUUUGAGACCCACACUCUGCAGGAGCACAACUUGGCCAACUAUCUGUUUUUCUUGAUGUACCUCAUUAACAAAGACGAAACUGAACACACAGGACAGGAAUCCUAUGUGUGGAAAAUGUACCAGGAACGUUGCUGGGAAUUCUUUCCCGUGGGAGACUGUUUCCGUAAGCAAUAUGAAGAUCAGCUGGGAUGAAAGGAAUCCGUUCCUCGAUAAUGUCAUCACAUACUUUAGAAAGCCAUCUGCGUUGUUGCUGCGUGGAUUAACUGGAACUCGUGUGCCACACGAUCCAUUUUGGACUUUGAUGUCAUUUUCCCCCUCACACAUUAGAUGUAUUUGUGCACCCCAAAAAAAUUCAGUGCAAUCCUGUAUCAUUGGAGAAAUAAAAGGGAAAUUAGCAUUUUGGAGGGGGUGGGGUCGGGGGGAACCUUUCAUCAAAACAGCUGUCAAAACAAAGUUACAAAGACCUGCAAACCAAAUUAAAGCUCGCAGCCACGUGCGCUCAUGUUUUGUGACUGAAGUCAUUUGUCUUGCUAAUCGCAGCCUCCCAACCCUUCUCCCAGCGCGACACGCAGAUAAACACUCUCCCUGUGGCAUUUGUUCCCCAGCAUACUUUUGAAGGAUACUUCUUGCUUGUCAUGACCCCUCAUCUUCGUGUUUUGCCGCCUCAUUAUAAACAAUCGUGUAGCGCGCUGACAGCUCCGGUCGCAAUGCGUCCAUGGAAAUAGACUUUCGGAGCUUUAAAUAUGAUUGAACGUGAACUAUUUAAUAGCUUGUUUACAAAUAGUUUGCUUUGUCCAGCCAUCAAGAGAGACUUUGUGCACUCUUAUAACGGAGUCGAAUUUAUAUCAUAGCCACCCUUGCAACCCAGUUUCUCCUUCCACGAUUGAAAGCGGCUAGGCCAGGUGAAGAUCCAAGGCCACUUUGAUGCGACGGUCUGACUUUUUGAAACCCCGUUGUGCCGACGCACCCGCAUUCCC
Messenger RNA from Hippocampus zosterae (dwarf seahorse), 15630 nucleotides. It is a transcript of the gene ryr2b, whose product is annotated as ryanodine receptor 2b (cardiac). The transcript is spliced from 104 exons. Lineage: Eukaryota; Metazoa; Chordata; Actinopteri; Syngnathiformes; Syngnathidae. Gene Ontology annotation, biological process: calcium ion transmembrane transport; intracellular calcium ion homeostasis. Gene Ontology annotation, molecular function: protein binding; calcium ion binding; ryanodine-sensitive calcium-release channel activity. Gene Ontology annotation, cellular component: sarcoplasmic reticulum membrane; sarcolemma; smooth endoplasmic reticulum. The record is from RefSeq and is a predicted model, not a curated record. Bases 107 to 14845 code for a protein of 4912 amino acids.